UAUCCUACAUGUAGCAAUAAAUGCAUAUCUUAGAUUAUAUUACGUUAUACUAUGUCAGUGAUUCAUAUUGAUUUCUUUGAUCUUCUACAAAGCUUUAACAGCUAAAUCUAUUUAAUACUUGCACUGCAUCGUAUACUAUAGUAGUUGUAUGAUAGUCAUAUUAUAGUCAGACGUCUGUCACUGUUUGUGGCAUAAGAAGCAACACUAGGCCCAUAAAAAAAAUAGUUUGUCGUCAUGGAAACAUACUUUUGUUUACUACUAAUAAUUUUAAUUCAUUCUAGAUCAUUAAUUUAUGUUUUGUCAAUAAUCACACCAAGCUAGGUUCCUAAAAAGUGAUAAUUAUGGCAGAAAUGAACACAAAUCUUCAAGAUAACCCUCGUGGUGCUUUAGAAAAGCAUAUAAAUGCUUUGCAAAGUGAAUUAAAAAUGACAAGAAAACAAGCUUUAGUAAAUAUAAAUAAGGAAAUAUUUGAGAACCCUGCAAAUAGUGACUGCGACUUGACUGUUGUGUUUCCUGAAAUAUAUGCCUAUAUUCUAAAAAGUUUUUCUGACCAGUCUGAGGCAUGUCGAGAGUACGCUGCGUUAAUUAUUUCCAACUUUAUAGAACGGUUGCCUUUAAAUGACUAUUAUUUAACUUAUAUUUUACCUGUACUAGUUCGACGAAUUGGUUGUCCAGAAAUAGUUGAAGAAUCCGAAGAAAUUCGUUUAGUAUUAAUCGAACUUGUUCACAAGAUAUUGGACAAGUAUAAAGUACCUCACCUUCUUAGUCCAUUCAUUAAUGACUUCACAAGUAUUCUAACAAAAACAAGCACUGAUCCCUUUCCGAAAGUAAAGCUUGAGGCAUGCGAAUGUAUAAUUUUAUUAACGAAAUUGAUAGAAAGAGACUUCCACUUUCAAUCAGAGAGUUAUGUAAAGCCAGUUUUAUCUAAUUUUGCUCAUCAGCACUUUAGAGUUCGAGUUGCAGCAAUUAAAGCCAUAGGAGCUAUUGUUCUUGCUGGUAAUGCAAAAUGCUUUGAGCUAUCGAUCACACCAAUGGCUGAGAAACUGUUUGAUGAAAACACCCAAGUGCGACUGCAGGUGACACUGGAAGUUGGUAACUGGGUGCUCAAUUAUAGAGAUCGAUACUCAUUCUGGCACCGCAUGAUACCACUCUUGCUAACAAGCCUUAGUGAUGUAAUGGCCGAUGUCCGAGAGACAGCCACAAAGCUCUGGACUGAUAUAGGCCUUCAAUACAUGGAGGAGAAUGAGGAAGAUUUGAAAAAGAAAGCAGAUUUCCUCAAGGAUGUUCCAACCCACUACCCAGAUGUGAAACGACCCAAUCUUGGCUGCAGAGUUUUGGUGCAGAGUAACAUUGGGAAAAUUGUACCUGCUAUUGGUCGAGAAAUGGACGGGUGGCAAGCGGAUGCACGCCUCCGUUCAUCCCAGUUGCUGUGCUGGUUGCUUUUAUGCGCUGAAGAGGGCGCCACUCAACACGCCAACACGAUCGUACGCACACUGAUACGGGGUGCAAAUGAUGAUGACCCCAGAAUUGUUACUGAGAUCAAACGCGCGUCUGAGCUGCUCGGCUACUUCAUCACUCCAGACACAUGGUGGCCGCUGCUGGAAGCCGACGUGGACUCCUGGCCCGCGCUCCUCGUCAUUGCCAACGUACUGAAGGGUUCCCGCGCGGAACUCGUCACCGGAAAGGUGAUGGAAGAGCUAUGCAAGGAGAUCGCUGAUCCCGAUAGGUGCAGAAUGAGAAAGGCCAAAUAUCAAACGAGUCUGCUGCACGUGACCGAAGCCCUAAUGCAGCUAUGCGGCGAUGCGUGCGCACCGGUGUUCGACCAGCUGUUCACCGUUUGCUUCACCGUGUACGCGAUGCCGGUCGACGAUCACAUACAGCUCAUGGCACUCUCAAACCUGGACAAGCUGCGGUACAUAGAGAAAUGCGGCAGUACGCUGUCGAGCCUGUACGAGCGGCACGUGGGCCACAUUCUCACCGACAUCGACAGCGACCCGAUCACGUGGUCGCUGCUCACUCCCCACCGUUGUCUGCUCGACUGUGUGCUUCUACGUGGAGGAGCAGCCUUAGGCAACCAGCUACACAUCAUCGGACCCCUCCUCAAAGCGAGCCUGGCGCCGGCGAAGAUGGAUCCUGAGGUGAAGCUAAAAAUCUUCACUAGCCUGUCCACGAUGCUGCUCCAGCGGCAGACCAACUUCAGCAAGUGCGACACCUUUCAACUGGAAGCGUUCCUCAAAAUUAUUCUUAAAGAUGUAAUAAUGGUGAACCUGGUGUGGUCUCCGGGACGGACGGCUGAGGCUACUCGUACUGCCGCUGUCGCCUGCCUGUGCGCCGCGCUGCAGCCUGCGGGCGGCGAGGGGGGCGGAGGGGACGGCAACGAGACAGUGAACCUGUUCCCUACAAAAGAGUCACUGGCGCCGUUCGUGGACGAGAUGGUGCCGCUGCUGGCGGCGCUGGUGGACGACAACUCGUCGCUGACGCGGCAGCACACGCUGCGGGCCAUAGCCAGCCUGGCUGAACUCGCUGACCAGCGCGACUGUUUCACUGCUGACGUGUUGCACAAGCUGUAUUUUGUGGUGCUGAAGCGUCUCGACGACAGCAGCGCUGCGGUCCGCGAGGGUGCAUUACACACGACUCGCGAGCUAUUCUCUCGUCGCGCGCGGCCCUACGACACGGUGGUGUACGGUGCACACGUGGACGCACUGUACGCGGCGCUGCUGGUGCACCUCGACGACCCGGACGAACAGUUCCGGGGGCAAGUGCUCGAUACACUAUUAGCACUCAGCGACGUGGACCCAAAAGUGCUGAUGAAGAAAGUAAAAGCAAAUAUACACCUCUAUAGGAACAAGGAUGCCUAUGAACGUCUAGCUAGUCAUUUGGAAAAGAUGUUGUAACAUUUUGUUUGUUGUUUUUUGUUGUUUCAGUUAUUUUAUUUAAUAAAGUUAAUAUAAAAAUA
Molecule: messenger RNA, 2956 nt
Organism: Galleria mellonella (greater wax moth)
Lineage: Eukaryota; Metazoa; Arthropoda; Insecta; Lepidoptera; Pyralidae
Gene: Dnaaf5
Product: dynein axonemal assembly factor 5
Exons: 12
Coding region: 342-2894 (850 amino acids)
Biological process (GO): inner dynein arm assembly; outer dynein arm assembly; cilium movement
Cellular component (GO): cytoplasm
Molecular function (GO): dynein intermediate chain binding
Source: RefSeq, a predicted model, not a curated record